AUGGCGCCGCGUCCCUCCAGUCUCGAAAGCGGUCAGGAACAUCAACAUCACAUUCGGGGAGAACUACCUACCCUUUACCGCUGGUUGACUAGCUUCGAAGAAGGAGACACGAACUUCUCGGUCGGGUCUACAUUCUUCGAGGACAUACUCUUCUUUUCUCUUUUUCCCUCAAAGAAGAGUAUUCGCCUUGAUUAUAUCGACACUGGCACUGCUGUCUUCUACCCUUCCCCUGCAGCUCUAGAAACUAGUGAAAGAUGUCCGAGAAAAGCAGCCGAGACGAGCUUCAGUGCACCUGUUCACGAAAACACUCAUCUCGCAGCGUCUUGGCAGGAAAUCGAAAAUUUAGGCUGA
Molecule: messenger RNA, 351 nt
Organism: Necator americanus (New World hookworm)
Lineage: Eukaryota; Metazoa; Nematoda; Chromadorea; Rhabditida; Ancylostomatidae
Exons: 1
Coding region: 1-351 (116 amino acids)
Source: RefSeq, a predicted model, not a curated record